This is a messenger RNA of Cucurbita maxima (winter squash), 561 nucleotides long. RefSeq names its product acetylajmalan esterase-like. The record is from RefSeq and is a predicted model, not a curated record. Gene Ontology annotation, molecular function: hydrolase activity, acting on ester bonds. NCBI's taxonomy places the organism in Eukaryota, Viridiplantae, Streptophyta, Magnoliopsida, Cucurbitales, Cucurbitaceae. The transcript is spliced from 4 exons. The coding region runs from base 1 to 561 and encodes 186 amino acids.
AUGGCGCCUUCAACCAAAUCUCCUUCCUCUAUUGUUCUUGCUGUUCUUCUUGUUCUUGUUUCAGUUAUUGGCUGUCCUUCAUCCACAGCCCAUCUACUCAAAACCUGCAUGUUCGACGCUAUCUACCAACUGGGUGACUCGAUUUCGGACACUGGAAACCUCAUUCGUCAAAACCCCAACACCCCAUUUUCUCAUCUUCCUUACGGUGAAACGUUGUUCAACAAAUCCACUGGCCGCUGCUCCAAUGGUCUUCUCAUGAUUGAUUACUUUGCUUUGGACGCUGGACUUCCCUUGGUGAACCCUUAUUUGAACAAAGAUGCAUUGACAAGGCAUGGUGUGAAUUUCGCAGUGGCUGGUUCUACGGCUUUGUCUUCUCAGCUUCUUUCUCAAAAACAAAUCUUAUCUCCGGUCACCAACUCUUCUCUCAACCAACAACUUUAUUGGAUGUUCUCUCAUUUCAACUCCAUUUGCUACAACCAAAGAGAUUGCAAUGAGAAAUUAAGGAAUGCUUUGUUCUUGGCCGAUUUGUCCACCCUUGUAUUGAGGAAACAAGGGGCAUAA